Messenger RNA from Exserohilum turcica Et28A, 747 nucleotides. RefSeq lists its product as uncharacterized. The record is from RefSeq and is a predicted model, not a curated record. Bases 1 to 747 code for a protein of 248 amino acids. Lineage: Eukaryota; Fungi; Ascomycota; Dothideomycetes; Pleosporales; Pleosporaceae. The transcript has a single exon.
AUGGGAGGUGGAGAGGGCAGCGUGUGGGCAUGGCUUGGCACACCACGCUGGCAUCUAUUCCUAGUAGCUACGCGCGCGACACACGGCAAACAGCACGGCAGGCGGCCCACUUGGGAGGCGCCAAGGCCAGCAAACACCGACGACGCUAUUACCCCACAAUUUGGCGAUCGGCGAGGCCAAGGGCGAGCGCUGUUCCCCGCCUUCUUACCGCGUUGGAACACUGCCGCUCCAUGCAUUGAGGCCCUGACAAUGCUGCCCAAGUCCAAGUGCAAGCAUUGUGCGGGCUUAAGCCAUCCGCCCCGUCCACCGCACGCCCGCUGGUCAUGCCUCGCUUGCGACAUGGGCCCGUCAGCUCUUGCUCUUGCUCUUGCUUUUGCCUGUUGGCGAACCACUGGAGACACCAAGAGGGAAUGGCAAGGCGGCAAGGAACCCCUUGGAAAGGCCAAGUGCAAGUGCGACAUUGACAUGCCCAUCCACAUUCCAUCCACAUCGCAUCCACUCCCGCCCACUCCCGCCCACGCCCAUCCACAUGCACAUGCACAUCCAGCGGCGUCUAUGGCGCUGCCGGAAAUAGCGCCAAUGGGGGGCGACUGCGAGCAAGAGCACGAGCCUGCCCAAGGGAUCAUCUCAGAUCAUGCGGGGCACAUGCAUGGCCUCGAAGCCAGACCGUCUCCCUUACCACCACCACGACCACCGCCGUCACCGCUUCACAUGGCAAUGGAAAAAAAAAGGACGACCAAACCAUGA